Messenger RNA from Bombyx mandarina (wild silkworm), 612 nucleotides. RefSeq lists its product as uncharacterized. NCBI's taxonomy places the organism in Eukaryota, Metazoa, Arthropoda, Insecta, Lepidoptera, Bombycidae. The record is from RefSeq and is a predicted model, not a curated record.
AUGACAGAAAACAAUGAAAUAAAAAAAACGGCUAUUUUAAAUUAUUUGAAUUCUGGUAUACCUGCUGUUUCACUCGUUUUCAUUACAGUAUAUGCUACAAUUGUGGCCGCAAAACCUGCACAACAAAAAUCUCUCGGAAAAACAUCGGAAACAAAGAGUACGACAAUUACAUCAACAAAUAAACAACGAUCCAAAAGUACUGAAUACAACACUAAGAAUUUACAGAAAAUUACACCGAAACCAAUUCAUCGUCCUACCAAACUAAGCAGCAGCAAUAUAGGCUCUAUUUCAGAUCCAACGACUCAACAAAGACGGAAUUCCUUGAGGGCUUCAAAAACAAAAUACUCCGCUUUUACAAUACAAAACUCUAGCACCACGCCAGAAGACCCCGUCGAAGCACAAAUUGCUUCGGAGUUAAUAAAAGAGUUAAGAGAUGAAGUACCGACAAAAAGACAAAAUAACGAAAAAUUCAAACCUCUAGCAGGAAUUCAAUUUCAAAAUACGUUCAAAAUACAUCUUAGUAGAAGUUCGCGUAUGCCUAUACCGCUGCCGGAAAAUAAUGCUUUUUGCUUUACAAACCCAAACAGCCCUUUAUGUAGGACAUUUAUAUAA